Trichoderma reesei QM6a is the source of this 444-nucleotide messenger RNA. RefSeq lists its product as uncharacterized. The record is from RefSeq and is a predicted model, not a curated record. Lineage: Eukaryota; Fungi; Ascomycota; Sordariomycetes; Hypocreales; Hypocreaceae. The coding region runs from base 1 to 444 and encodes 147 amino acids. The transcript has a single exon.
AUGGACGCGCAUUUUCUAUCAGGCAAACGGAUCGUGGUUGCUGGUGCAGGAAUCUCGGGUCUCUCCUUUGCCCUCGCACUUCGACAGCUAUGGCCAACUGGUCUCAUUCCUCCUAGCGUUGUCAUUUACGAACGCGAUUCCGCUGCUGUACCAGCUGGCCGAGAAGGCUACAGUUUAUCUCUCGCCGGAUCUGAUGAAACUGGUGGCCUCUAUGCAGCUCGCGAUCUCGGAAUACUCGACGAAGUCCUCAAACACGCUACUCAGGGGCUCGAUAAUCCAUUGGCCCUCACGGUGUGGAACAAUAAAUGGACUGAGCUAUUGAGUGUCAAGUUCAAGCCUGCUGCCAGCCUUCCCGUUGGGGGGAUACGAAUCGCCAGAAAAAGUCUUCGAAGCGUCUUAAUUAAUGCUGUCGGGCCAGACCAGAUUCUAUGGGACACGGCAUGA